This is a messenger RNA of Gopherus evgoodei (Goodes thornscrub tortoise), 3100 nucleotides long. RefSeq names its product Thy-1 cell surface antigen (gene THY1). The record is from RefSeq and is a predicted model, not a curated record. The transcript is spliced from 5 exons. Lineage: Eukaryota; Metazoa; Chordata; Testudines; Testudinidae. The coding region runs from base 106 to 591 and encodes 161 amino acids.
GGAGACGCCGCACGCAGCAGCAGCAGCCGGCGGGCGGAGACGGAGCGCAGCGCCCGGGCAGCCCCCCUCGCCGUUCUCCACCGCUGACAGCCCCAGCACCGAAAGAUGAAUCCCACCAUCAGCAUCGCUGUCAUCCUGACAGUGCUGCAGGUUACCCAUUGCCAGAGGAUCAAGGAGCUGAGCGCCUGUUUGCUGGGUCAGACCCUGCGCGUGGACUGCCGCUAUGAAAACAAGACCUCCAACUUCCUGACCUACGAUUUCAGCAUGCUCAAGGAAAACAGAAGGCGGGUGAUCCAGAGCAACCUGAACGUCCCCGAGAACAGCCUCAAGGGACGAUCCAACAUCACCCUGUCAAAGGACAUGGUGUGCCUGCAGCUGUUCGACUUCACCACUGCGGAUGAGGGCGUCUACAUCUGCGAGCUGAAGAUCACCGGUGACUACACCGGCAACCAGAUAAGGAACAUCACCGUCGUCAAAGACAAGCUGGAGAAAUGUGCUGGCAUCAGCCUCUUGAUUCAGAACACCUCCUGGGUGCUGCUUCUGCUCCUGUCCCUGCCACUUCUGCAAGCUGUGGACUUCGUGUCCCUGUGAAAGGAAGGAGCGACCGAGCCACCCAGCCGAACCCUACCACCCAAACGUGGCCCUUUGCAAGAGAAGACGAUGAACGAUUUGAAACCAAGGAAAUCUCUUUCUGUGUAUAUCUCUCUAUAUAUGUGUAUAUCUGCUGAGCCCGCCUGCGCUGCCACACAUCACAUCACACCACACGUCCGAAACACGCUGGGGGCUGGGGUGGGUGUAUUAAGCAGUAUUAAAGGAUCCGACGCAUGGCGGCAUUCCCUCGCGCUCUGCUAGAUGGUGCAGCUUCUUCCAUAGCACGUUUUGUUUUUGUUUCUUUGUCCCGGUGGCAGGGGGAUCUAUAGCCUCGAGGAAGCAGCUUGUCUUGGCCCAUUUUUUUGUCUUUCAAGGAGAGAAAGCCAGCAGGGCCCCCAGACCUGACUCUAGUAAAAGAGAGACAGUCAAAGAGUUAGGGGAGCUGCUGGUGAGUCCUGGCUACCACCCGAGCCUGGAGAACAGAUGCUUGCUCAGCAACACAGGCUUGCCCAGUGUAAAGACUUGGCCCGACCUAAGCAAAGUCAGGCAAAUGGGAAGCUUUGGGACAGAGUCCGAUACACUAGCUUUUCACCUCUGGGGAGCUGGGUUUGAAUCCUGUCUGGUGAGAUGAAUUUGGUGGGCUCUCAGCCUGUUCUUAGCAGCCAUCACUUCCGUAUUGCACAAAGCCGUGACCAUUGGUAUGACUGCUUCGCCUGCACAGGAAAGGGCCAGCAUUGAAACAGAUCCAUCUUGGGGGUGUGAGCAAUAGGGACACUCAAAUAUAGAGACAGCAAGGGGUGAUGAAUGUCUCAAGUUGGGGGUGCAGGGAUAGACAGCGGGGGCCACAGCACUGAAAUAGCAAGGGGUGCGGAAGGUUUUAGGACAGAGGUGCAGCUGCAGCCCUGCAUAAGAACACUUGCCCAUCACUCAUCCAUGCUCUGCUGGGCUUAAGCCCUCACCGUAAGAUCAGAGGAUGGCAGUUGAUUGUUGUUUGUUUUUAAUUAAUCCUGAACUAAGAAACUGAGGCAGCAGCCCUUGAAACUAGUCAGUGUGCUGAGGCCUAGAGCUCCUUGGGCAUUGGCUAAUCCUGCUCAGCAAAGACUAGGGGUUAGCUGUGAAGGGAGACCCCUUGCUGAGCUGGCGCCAGCACUGCUCACUGCAUGAUCUCCAGGGAGUGGUCCCCUGGGCGGAGACACAGAUAGCACUUGCAUCUUCCUUUCACCCCAGUGUGCGAAGGGUGUGUGUGUGUGUGUAAGGAAACACUCGGGAGGGAUGGGGGGACAGCUUGCUCCCAGAGAAGAAGCAACUGUCCUUGGGGAGAGAGGAGAUAUAGGGAUGGGGGCCUAGCCAGCUGCCACCUCCCACUCCUCCGGUACCAGUCAAAGCUGCUCUGUGACAUCCCCCAUUAACACACAGGGCUGUCUCCCGCUGGCGAUCAGGGGAGAUUGCAGGAGCUGGGGCUUCCCCCAAGCCACAAACUCUCAUCCCUGCAUGCCACGCUUUGGGUUUGACUUCAGGCACUAGCGAGACCAGCCCACCUGGCUCUGCUCCUUAGCUGGACCGUGGUUUCCUCCUUCAGCCCAGUCCCAUUCCUGAGUCAUGCUAGUGGGGAGAAGGCUGCAGCCUUCCUCCCUUGCAGGUUAACAGACUGCGGUGCGGGCCUGUUCCUUAGCACAGCUUUGCCUCUCAUUAGGAGCCUAAAGGGUUGGUUAGCCAUAGGGGGAGCUAAUGCAUCCCAAACCACAAAAUGACCCCAAGCUUAGAGAGCAUCCCCAGCUCCAGCCAGGGUCUGGACAAGGCCUACCCCCCAGCAAGCUGGGGCUCAAAUGCCCCAGGACUUAGCAGGAAAGAAACUCCUGAGCCCACCUACCGAGCAGGGGCAGGCUGGAUGGCGGAGGGCAUUACAUAGCUCUCUCCUGAGCAGCAAAGGCAUCUCCCCCAGGUGUGGGCUAAAACAGGGGAGCAGAGGUCCCACUCAGCCCGCUGCCACGCAAGGGAGGCAAUGGGAAACCAAGAUCACGUGCAUCGGAACUGAGCAGAGCAAGACCAGGGAGCUCCCCUGGUGGAGCCGGAAGGGUUAAUGGUGACGGAGAGGGGGGGACAGGCCCCAGCUAACUGUAAUAUGCCCCCCUCUCCGAUUGUGUGUGCUGUGCUUGGGCCCACUGCAGGGUCAAGAGCCCGAGUGGCUGGCUAAGGGGAGCUGCUUUUUUCCGUGAUGCCCCACGCCCUGCUUGUUCGCUGUAUAGUGCACUACCCCGCCCCCAGAUGUACUGCUCAGGUAUCUCUCCGUGUACAUCUCCCACCAGCCAGCCCUGACCUGCCGGUGAAUGCAACAGAGGGAGGGGGAGAGUCAGACCCAGCCAACCCACAGGGACGUGUCCCAGUCUUGUUUCGUGAACAUUUGUAGUGUUUCCAGAGCUUGGUGUAGAGAAAUGCUGUUCAAGGGGGGAAAACAAGAACAACAAAAGAGCCUCUAUCUGCACAAUAAAUCCCUCGGUUGUGUGUUGGA